CUAGCUAGGAGAAGAUGGGUGCUCUUCACUAUCUUUCAAACUGUUGUAUUGUCACUAGCACAAGAACCAAUAGGAAACCCAUGCAGACAGUAGAGAUAAAAGUGAAAAUGGACUGUGAUGGAUGUGAAAGGAAAGUCAAGAAUGCCGUUAACAGCAUGAAAGGUGUGAAAACAGUGGAAGUGAACAGAAAGCAAAACAGGGUGACAGUGAGUGGUUAUAUAGACCCAAACAAAGUACUGAAGAGUGUAAAAAGCACUGGGAAAAUGGCAAUAUUCUGGCCAUAUGUCCCUUAUGAUCUUGUCUCCUAUCCAUACGUAGCUCAAGCUUAUGACAAAAAAGCUCCUCCUGGUUUUGUUAAAAAUGUUCCGCAGGCAAAUGCAGAUGAACAUACGAUUACUUACCUCUUCAGUGACGACAAUCCAAAUGCUUGUUCCAUUAUGUGAAAAUUAUUGAUGACUUCUACGUACAUGUUAUAUAUAUCUCUCGGUUCCACUUUAAUUUUCUUCUUCUUUGUCUUUUAGGUUCGGGAAAAAGAUAUCAUUUACUUGUUCUCAAUAUGAAGAUCAAGCUGAAUAAAAUGUUCCUUGACUCGUUGUUUUG
This is a messenger RNA of Nicotiana tabacum (common tobacco), 600 nucleotides long. Its product is annotated as heavy metal-associated isoprenylated plant protein 21-like. Gene Ontology annotation, molecular function: metal ion binding. The record is from RefSeq and is a predicted model, not a curated record. Lineage: Eukaryota; Viridiplantae; Streptophyta; Magnoliopsida; Solanales; Solanaceae.